CUGAAAAUUCAACGGUAAUUAAAUCACAUUUGGUCAAGCAGGUGCCCAUUACAAAUUGCAGAAGUUAUUACUUUAGAGAAAAACAUUGUCAUCAACAACUAUAGAACUCAAAAAAAUUAGAUGAAUUGUUUCGAACACAGCGCACAUCUAUAUCAUUAUAAAUAUAGAAUUGAACAGUCACAAUAGGAAUUAACUACUGUGCUCACCCGAAGUCACGCCACAGCCCGAUUGUAAUUCUUUUUGUCGACCGCGAAAGACGCAAGAACAAGAUUUCAACAACAAACUCUUUGUAGCUGUCACAUCAGAUUCACGCCGUGGGCCACUGCGUCUUAGAUGAUGACGUAUUUUCUGGAUCUCCUCUCCGUCAUCCUCGGCGCAGGUCACGGGGUCGAAGAAGAAGGCGCCUCCUCUGGUCCUUCUCCUACGGCGUUGAAGAAGAUAGCGUGUCUUUGGGGCGCUUCUCUCACGGCGUCGAUUAAAAAGGCGUCUAUUAACUUUUCUCACGGCUGACGGCGAUGCGAAGCGGGCCACACGAGGAGGAGAUGGGGAGGCGACGAGCUGCGGUCUUCUCUCCUUCGCAGAACAGCAGCGGCAGCCAUGAAGAAUGAAGGAGAUUCAUCGUUCUUUUUUUCAUAUUCAUCCGAGUCGGGUAGCGAUUCGGUCAGUUCGGGCCUGCUUUUGGGGCCUGAACCUGUUCAAAAAAUAAAACCAAUAGUUGGGAAUAAUAAUGGCUCAAUCAUUGAAUGGUAGAUCACAUAUUUGUUUUUGGGUCGGAUUGGUCAAGCUUUCCGCUGCACCACAAGCUGUCAAGGCAGCCUUUGUCCCUUCUAUAAGACACUUGUCGCUCACAACUUCGGCCAACAAAAAUCUACACCUAUAGAUAUUAAGUAUCAAUCUACAUAGAAGACUUUGCCGAGUUGUAAUACAGAGUCUUAGUCCAAUUUAAUUGCCAAAAUGCCUUGGUCACAUAGUAUCACCUAAAUCGAAAAUGCACUACUACUGUCGUUUUGAGGUGUCUGUGCUAGUGUCGUUUCAUAAGUUCGUUGUCGUUUAAGUCUUAACUGAGAUUUGAGAUCUGUGUCUUCUUGUUCAUCAGAGUCGCAGAAAUCCUUCCAAUGCCACUCUCAGAUGCAACUUCUUCACUCCCAAACGAACCCUAAUGCAAAUGGUAGGACCGAAAAGACACUUCCUUCCACUUAUCUUAAUCUCCGUUACCGCCUUCAUCUUCUACACAUUCCACCAGUCUUCACUUCCACCACCUUCCGCCCCCGAACUUAACCCCAAUUUCACCCUCCAAAACCCAAUUCGGAAAAACCCUAACCCUAGCUUCACCUUCAUCAUUAAAAUCCUCGCCUUUAAUCGCCUCGACUCCCUCUCCCGCUGCCUCCGCUCACUCUCCUCCGCCGAUUACCUCGGCGACCGCGUCCACCUCCACAUCUACAUUGACCAUUUCGCCAAUGGAUCAUCGGAGAUUGAUGAGAAGCUUAGAGAAUCACACCGGAUUUUGGAGUUCGUCGAUUCGUUUAAAUGGAAAUUUGGGGAAAAAGUUGUGCUUUACAGGACCCUGAAUGCUGGCUUGCAGGCGCAGUGGCUGGAAGCGUGGUGGCCAAGCAACGAUGACGAGUUUGCAUUCGUUGUGGAGGAUGAUUUGGAGGUUUCUUCACUCUAUUACGAGUUCGUGAAAGGAGUGAUCAUGAAUUUCUAUUACAAUGCCUCCAAUUAUAGUCCUUCCAUCUAUGGUGUUUCGUUGCAAAGAGCAAGGUUUGUCCCAGGUAAACAUGGAAACACAUUACAGUUAGAUGACCAGACACGACUAUUUUUAUACCAACUGGUUGGCACAUGGGGUCAAAUUCUCUUUCCAAAGCCUUGGAAAGAGUUCAGGUUGUGGUACGAUGGAAACAAGGCAAAGGGAAUUAGGCCCUUUCUUGAGGGGAUGGUGACUACAGGAUGGUAUAAGAAGAUGGGGGAGAAAAUUUGGACACCUUGGUUCAUUAAAUUUAUUCAAUCCCACGGUUACUUUAAUAUCUACCAAAACUUUCUGCAUGAGAGAGCAUUGAGUGUUUCCCACAGAGAUGCAGGAGUAAACUAUGGAAAAAGUGCUGGACCUGAUUCUCAAUUAAUUGAGGAAAGAUCUCUUGACUUCAAUCUUUUGGAAAUGCAGCCUCUGAGCAGUUUAAAAUGGUACGAUUUUUGUUUCAAAGAAGUACUUCCCAGCAAGGUGGUGACAAACAUGGAAGAACUUGGAUCUAUGCUUCACUCUCUACCGAAACAAGAUAGUAUCGUCGUAGUUAAUCUUGUUGGGGUGUCAGAUACAGUAGCUAGAAACUUAUUAUGUCACUUUGAGAGGCUAGAUAUCAGGAAUUAUAUAUUUAUGGGCCCUCCAUCUGACUUCUUGUUUGAUCUUGCAAGGAGGGGGCAUCCUGUAGUUGAUAUGGACCAAUUUCUAAGUAGUGUUAGAGUGUAUAAAUCGACUUCCAAAGGUCCCAAUUCUGUUGCCAUCAAGAGUAUUUUGGCAAAGGCUUAUGUAAUUAGAAAGUGUAUCCAAAAUAGGUAUAACACAUGGGUGAUCAAUGGAAACAUGCUUCUCAAUUCUAAUCUCUUGUUCGAAUCCAGUGAUCUCAAUAAGGACUUCUUUGUUGCAAACAACUUGGAUUUCUUCUAUGCUAAAAGCUCAUCUUCGAGUGAGAAAGUUUGGAGUAAUGACUUCGUGUCGAAGGUUGUAGCUAUGGCAGACUCAUUGGCAAGAAAAGAUGAUGGUAUAAGGUUUGCAUAUGUGGUAAAAAAAUUAUUGGAAGAGAGUGGUGCUAGGAUUGGAAGAGUUGAUGAAACUACCUUUGGAAUGAAGAUUUGUUCUGAUGAAGUUGGGAAAUCUUCUUUUGAGGAUAAAAAGUUGGUACAUUGGUCAACUGUGAUGGAACUAGAAUCCGUUAAAAAAUGUCUUGAAGAGUUGAAUUUAUGGAGUAUAGACAGUGAUUUAUCCUGCACAGCAGUUGUAUGUCACAAGUCAUAGCAUUUUGUGGCAGAUAGAAGUAGAUUUACAUUUACAUUUUAUCUCUUUCUAUACUUUUUAAUGCCAGUUUGGCUUACACAUUCUUUUGCUCAUUUUGUAUUAUCACUUGUAACAAAAUUAAGCUGUGAAUGAGUUUAGAUGUGCUGGAGUUAAUUUCCUGAGCUGCAUUUUGUAUACAAGGUUUACCUUUCAUCACAGUCCUUCAUGUUUCCUAGUUUCCUAUGCUAAUUUAGGAUUUGGAGGAUUCAUGUUUGUUGUGUGGCUGUAAAACAAAGACUACCACGUAACUAAGCUCUGUAUUUAAACAGGGAUGAAUGUAAUGA
Arachis stenosperma is the source of this 3333-nucleotide messenger RNA. RefSeq lists its product as uncharacterized. Bases 1160 to 3010 code for a protein of 616 amino acids. The record is from RefSeq and is a predicted model, not a curated record. Lineage: Eukaryota; Viridiplantae; Streptophyta; Magnoliopsida; Fabales; Fabaceae. The transcript is spliced from 3 exons.